GACCGGCGCCAUUAUUCUCAAGUUGUCUGUGAACGUGACUGUGUCUGUUUUCUGCUUGUGUUACUACUCUUCGUCGAUCGUGUAACAUCACUACUGCGCAGUGUAAGGUUGCAACCGAAAAGUUAUUGGGUGGCUGAACUAGAUUAUAGAGUUCACUAUAACAAGACAUGGGGGCGAGGUCCCGGGAGUUGAUUCUGCUCCUGGCAGUAUGCGCACUUGCGCUUGGAGAUUCAGUAAAUAAGACGGCGGCAGGCAAUAAAAAAAUUGAGUCUGAUGAUUUCAUAGAACAGUACGAAGACUAUGAUGCCGGUCAAGAACAGGAAGUUCUCUUUAAUGAGGACAAACCCUGCCCCAGAGACUGCUUAUGCACUGUAUCCCAAGGAUAUAGAAUAGCUAAGUGUAAUCGUCUCGAAAUCGGGACUCAGAAAUUCGGCAAUGACAUCACAGAUCUUGUAGUCGAAAAUGCAGAAUACCCCAUUGUUCUCACAGAACAAAUUUUCAAAAAUCUAGGUCUUCACCAAGUUGCAACCAUAAAAAUUGUAAAUAGCACCAUCGAGUCUGUUGACCCUGGCGCUUUCCGUGGUCUAGAGGAAUUAUACGCGCUAACUCUGUCUAAUAAUCAACUUAAGAGGUUACACCCUAAUACUUUUGUUGAAAAUAAGAAGUUAUUACUCUUGACACUUUCUAGUAAUCCACUAAAACUUCCUCCUACUGGUUCCACUGAUUAUUUCUUAAAUGCAUCGACCGUCCAAGAGCUUAUUCUAUCUAAUUGCAAUAUACAGUAUAUAAGCGCUAAUACGUUCCAAAGCAUGCCUGGGCUUAUGUAUUUAGACUUGUCUAAGAAUCAGUUGUCUGGAAUGGAUGCUGAUACAUUCAAGAAGCUUUUAGAUUUAGAAGAAAUCGAUCUAAGCGACAAUAUUAUCAAGUCGCUUCCUGAUUAUAUAUUCUCAGAAAACACUGAGCUUGCUACUCUCCAUAUCGACAGAAAUCCAAUCGAUUCAGUUUACGGCUUACUAAUGUCGGAACUAUUAACUCUCACUGCAGGACAAACGAAUAUGAAAUUUAUUGGACCAUCUAUGUUUAAUGGAAUGAAAUACAUUGCUAAUCUUAACCUUAGUGGCAAUAAUAUUGAAAAAAUUCAUAAUCAAGCCUUCCACAAGUUAGUCGAGUUGAACUAUCUUGACCUCUCUUAUAAUAAUCUUACAUUUAUUUCUAACGUUCUUAUUAAAGAAAACAUCGAAUUAGAUGUAUUUAAAAUUUCUAACAAUCCAAAACUGAAACAAUUACCCAAAGAUGGUUUUAAUUGUUCUGCAGACCAAUUCAAUAUUUAUGCUUUUGAUGCCUCAAAUUGUGGUCUUGAGGAGAUUCAUAAUAAUUCUCUAAUGACUUUCACGGCUUUAACUACAGUUAACUUAUCUGGAAACAAAAUCCAGUCGCUAAGCAACAAAGUAUUCUCUUUCUGUCCCAAAUUGGUAGAAAUCAACCUAGCGUACAAUAUGCUCUGGUUUCUAGAUGUUAAAAUAUUCCAAAACAAUGAAGAACUCAGUAAACUAUAUCUUCAAGGCAAUCCGUUAAAAGUUCUUUCAGCAGAAGUAUUUGUCAAGACUCCAUCUUUAACUUUACUUGAUAUUAGUAAUGCUGACUUAACAACUCUUUGGAAAGAAGAUAAAAACCUUCCAAAAGAACUUCUGAGCAACCUCAAUUUCUUAAACAUUUCUCACAACAGAAUUAGUGAAUUAAAAGAAUCUGAAAUUGUUAGUUUUGAAAAGUUACGUACUCUAGAUGUCACUAAUAAUCCACUAACUUGCAGUCACGAAUUCGAAAAUCUAAUGAUUUGGUUAAGUAAACACAAUGUAUCGCCUAGCUCUAACAAAGCUAGCGUGGCUAAUUUGGGCGACGCUAAUGACAAGGAUGAUGACACCACGUAUAGCUGGGAAUUCCUCUCGCGCAAGACAUGCAGUAAUGCUAACUUCCUGCAUGCAGUAGAACCUUUGCCCGCUAUCUCUGAUGAAGAAAUAUGGGAACGAAUCAACAAAGACGAUGUAGAUGAUUUCGAUUUGAAAAAUAGUUUAGGCGAUAUUUCGUUAGCCGAAGAUGAGACUAAAAACAAACUCAGCGCUGACAAGAACAUUGAUGAUGAGGAUGUUAACAAUAAUGAUGACGAUGAUGAUGAAGAUGAUGCUGAUGAAGAUGAUGGAGAUGAAGACACAGAUGGCGAUGAGGAGGGUGACGAGAAUUCUGAAGAGGAGUACGACGAUGUCGACAUCAAGGUGAAACUGUUCGAAAAAGAAUCCACAGUAAAACCGACCUUAUCUAAGGCUGCCAUAGAAACAACAGAAAAGGAAAAGAUUAAGAUUAAUAUCAAACUGCUAGAAAAUGAUGUGUAUGAUGACUUAGCGCCAGAAACAUACAAGCAGGCAAGUGUUAUUAACGACCACGGCCAUUACGAUUACCUGUGGCCAAUGCUGAUAUCUAUCCUCUGUGUUCUAAUACUCCUCAUCGUUAUCGCAAAGGUUGUGAUGGUCUUAUGCAAGAAGAGAACGAAGCAGAUGAGAUAUAACAGUGCCAUAAUUGCUGCCAUGACACAACCGGGUCGUACGAAGAAGGACUGCGGUCUAGUAUACCAACAACUGUCAGAAGAUCUGACGGGUCCAGCGACGCCUAAACUGAACCGCUAUGCUCCCCUACACAAUGUCACCGUUAAUGCUUCCAACAUGUCGUAUGAGAGUAGUCCUUUCCAUCACAGCAAUAUUGUGCCCGAAGCAGUUUGAGCCGUGUGGUACAAAACAUCCAAUUAGUGUUUAAAGAAAACUAACAACUGCCUUAUUUCAUACAUGAGCAGUACGUGAUCGAAAUAAGCGCUAGUCAUAAACAAAAAGUUGAAAUGUUUUUUAAAUACAGUGCCUUCAACGAUCAUUUUCGAACAAUGUCGACCAAUAUUCGUAACUAGCGCAUCUAAAAAGUAACAAGUCAAAUUCAACAAAUUAAUUUAAGAUAUACAUAUUACUAUAUAUUAUACAAAUUAGUUGAUAGGUUUAUUUUAUGUACUUAAAAAUAAUAAAAAUUAAACCCUA
This is a messenger RNA of Achroia grisella, 3074 nucleotides long. It is a transcript of the gene Gp150, whose product is annotated as leucine-rich repeat-containing G-protein coupled receptor 5. Bases 168 to 2771 code for a protein of 867 amino acids. Gene Ontology annotation, molecular function: protein binding. The record is from RefSeq and is a predicted model, not a curated record. Gene Ontology annotation, cellular component: extracellular matrix. Lineage: Eukaryota; Metazoa; Arthropoda; Insecta; Lepidoptera; Pyralidae. The transcript is spliced from 3 exons.